GGUUUAACCAAAAGCAAAAGGUUUGUAUCAAAAAUCUUCCUUGUGGAGCGCUGCAGUUCUGACUCUUGACCUUUGUGUUCAUUUAUUGUAGGUGUGUAUUUGCCUUUGUUAUGGGAACAGAGUUUUUGUUGGAAAAGUCCUAUUGCUCUGGGCUACACGAGGGGCCAUUUCUCUGCUCUGGUUGCCAUGGAGAACGAUGGUUAUGGCAAUCGAGGUGCUGGUGCUAACUUGAACACUGACGAUGAUGUGACCGUGACUUUUCUACCGUUGGUGGACAGCGAGAGGAAAUUAUUGCACAUUCACUUCCUUUCUGCUCAAGAGAUAGGUAACGAGGAGCAGCAAGAGAAGCUGCUUCGGGAGUGGCUGGACUGCUGCGUGACCGAAGGAGGGGUUCUGGUUGCCAUGCAGAAAAGCUCUCGCAGGCGCAAUCAUCCGCUGGUCACCCAGAUGGUCGAGAAGUGGCUCGAUCGCUACCGACAGAUCCGCCCUUGUACAUCCCUUUCUGAUGGCGAGGAAGACGAGGAUGAUGAUGAUGAAUGAGAAUUGCAAGUUAACCAGCACGGAGCGUGCGUGAGCCGGAGUUAGCGUUGUGCUCUAGCAGUUUGUUGUGGAACGACUCAAUCCUAGGGGAAAAGUGCUGUAAAGGAUUUUUCUAACCAGCAUGGAAAGGAGUCUACAAGCUCAUCUGCUGCAUGAAGAGAGUGAAAUGGGCUGGACUUACAAGUUUGUAUAAAAAAACAAAGAAACAAAAAAACAGCUAAUUUUAUUAUCAAGACAGGAAAAAAAAAAAAAAAUCCCCAUUUUUCUUUCUGAUUGUAAAUCUGUCUAUAAAUGUACCGCAUGUGGUUGUGUAACAGGUUGUGUAAUAGGAAAAGUAUACCAGCAUCUUAAUUAUUGCAAAGAAAUUGUUCAAAUAAGGGCACUUACGAAAGCACAUGUUAGGUGGAUAUCUCU
Messenger RNA from Antrostomus carolinensis (chuck-will's-widow), 954 nucleotides. Its product is annotated as ubiquitin thioesterase ZRANB1. Lineage: Eukaryota; Metazoa; Chordata; Aves; Caprimulgiformes; Caprimulgidae. Gene Ontology annotation, biological process: protein deubiquitination involved in ubiquitin-dependent protein catabolic process; protein K29-linked deubiquitination; positive regulation of Wnt signaling pathway. The transcript is spliced from 2 exons. The record is from RefSeq and is a predicted model, not a curated record. Bases 187 to 540 code for a protein of 117 amino acids. Gene Ontology annotation, cellular component: nucleus; cytoplasm. Gene Ontology annotation, molecular function: cysteine-type deubiquitinase activity; K63-linked polyubiquitin modification-dependent protein binding.